CGAAAGUUUUCGAAUUCAACAUCGGAGUUCAAAAGGGCCAAACUCCGUGCCAAAAUAACCCCCACACAACUCGACUCGCCGAAUUCGCUCACAAAGUUGCGACCAUGAACUCAAGCGAGGGAGAGGAGCUCGUACGGGAAGCAAACGAGGUGUCUCCCGAGAAAUUGUUCUCAGAAUGCUGCGACAUUCAAUCCAAGGCUUCGUCCACGCUAGGAACAGACUUGGAGCUUCACCUAUACUCCCUCAAAACGCUCCCACCAGCAUUACAGCAAUGGGCCUUCAACCUCGUCAAAGAAAACCUCUACGAUGAAUACGUAGCAGCAAAAGACACCGGCUGGUCCGACGAAGACAAGCAACGCGAGAUGACGGAGCCUAAUGCGCGGUAUAUUGUUGUGAACACGAUGGGCGGGGAUGCGCGGCCGGUUGGGUUUGUGUAUUUUCAGUUUACGAUGGAGGAGUCGUGUGAUGACAAGGACGAGGUUAAGAAUGAUGAGGAUGAGGAUGAGGGGAGUGAGGAGAGCGGGGAAGAUGUGCAGAUUCCGGUGGUUUAUUGCUAUGAACUCCAAAUCUCUGCCUCCUACCAACAUUGCGGCCUGGGCACGCACCUGAUGUCCCUCAUCGAAGAGCUCGGGAGGCGGUACCACAUGCUCAAAUGCAUGCUGACGGCGUUCAAAAGCAAUACCGCCGCGCUCAACUUCUAUCGGAAACGAGGGUAUGAGAUUGAUGGAAUCUCGCCCAGCAACCAUUUACCGCCGCGGAGGGCGGCGAGGAUUUCGUAUGAGAUCUAUAGUAAAGUUUUAUGAUAGACUUUGUAGUGUAGCGGCGUAGGGACCGUCCUUGGCUAGCGGGACUCAUCCCCUCAUCCGGUACUUGGACGGUUUCCAAGGCUUACGGAUAUCAUACGUGCUUGUCAGCAUAUG
This is a messenger RNA of Fimicolochytrium jonesii, 920 nucleotides long. Its product is annotated as acyl-CoA N-acyltransferase. The transcript has 6 exons. Bases 105 to 803 code for a protein of 232 amino acids. Gene Ontology annotation, cellular component: nucleus. Gene Ontology annotation, molecular function: histone H2A acetyltransferase activity; histone H4 acetyltransferase activity; protein N-terminal-serine acetyltransferase activity. NCBI's taxonomy places the organism in Eukaryota, Fungi, Chytridiomycota, Chytridiomycetes, Spizellomycetales, Powellomycetaceae. The record is from RefSeq and is a predicted model, not a curated record.